AUUUUAUGAGGCGCGGAGUUGAAAGACAUGGCAACUUGUUCGUUGUUACCAUUACAUUGUUAAGCGGGAAACGAAAGUGCAGUCAAACGUCGACGCUACGUUGUGUUUUUCGAAAUACAUUAACCAAACAAUACCAAAUUUCAAUGCUGUCAAAUGAAGAUGGUGGCUCGGGUAUGUCGACGUAAAGAGGGCGAACAUGUACAACUUGUUUUCCUAAAGAAAAGAAAAUGAGGGCACAAGACACACAGAGACAAAUUGGAGCUGAUUGGAAAGGAAAAGCUGGUGAGAUGAAGUUGUCAGUAAAGUCCCGUCUGGCACUCCUCAAACCUUUAGAAGGGAAAGUCUUCUAUCUUGACCUGACGUCCAACAGAAAAGCUGAGUCACUGGAGAGAGCUAUCAAACAUCUCGGAGGAAGCGUUGACAGGUUCUUCAGCAAAGACAUCACGUACCUUGUAUCCAACAAAAGGGAAACUAAAUACGUGCAAUGUCCGAGACAAGACUUUCCCAGUCCGCAAUCUGCAAGUUCACCUUGCCCCAAACCAAAUCAACCCCAGCCGGUCGGCGGUUGCGACACCAAGAACAGGUCUCAGGGUCUAGCUGACUCGUUUGUCACAAGCUGCGGGAGGUCUUCAGUAGAAAAAACUGUGAAAGAACAGGACAUUUUGCAGACUGACAAGAUUCUGUCAAAGGCUCUGGAGUGGGGUGUAAAAAUCGUCUACAUUGAUGAAGUGUUGGCGUAUAUUAAGAAGAAAAAAAAGACCAUUGCAAGCCCGUGUCCAAUCACUGCUGCAUCCAAAACAACUGUCAAACACGCAUCGACUGCAGAACUCACUUGUCAGGAAUCCAAAGGAGGGCGGAUCGGCAAACCUUUCGUCAAGGUUGAAGAUUCAAGCAGACAUUACCGUCCGAUAUACGUCACCAUGACGGAAAUGCCCGAGUUGAACCUGAAGACGCUUGCGCCUCGUUGUCCCUUUGUGGUUACUGGUGAAAAGUCCGCCGGGGACAAACAGCGAGUCAACAAGACUGUCAAAGCAACAGGACGGGAAGGACAAGCUUCCGGUCGGAAGAACAAAGACAAGGAAGGAAGCGGCUACUGCCAGUGCUGCAUGGACAAAUAUGAAAACUUGAUUAGCCACCUGCAAAGUGAACGUCACCGGGCUUUUUCCAAAAGCGAAGCUUACCAAGUGUUGAACCAACUCGUAACUCCUCUACAACGCAGCUUCACCCGUUUCAACACUUUUAUUAAAAGACACAAGUCCAGCGUUUCGUCUGUUCAACUUGACACUGGACCAUUCAGGGGACUUGAUAUCAGAGCCGCAGAGAUUAUUAAGGAGGAGCAGCAGCCUAUGGAAUUUUUUUCUUUUCCAUCUACUUCAGGCCUUCAGUCUGCUACGCCGCUUCCAACUUCUUUGACUGCCUCCCUCAGCUCAAAUCUAAGACGCGUGUCACAUAAACGGCCGUGCAGACGCAAUUUGAUGACUUUGUCACCUCCAAAAGCGGCACAGGAAAUGCGGCCCUCUAGCGGCGAAAGCUUGGCCAGAAGCCCGGUAUUAAUUCCUCAGGUCAACGUUGAUGUGCACGUACCUCAUGAAGACACACGCAGCCCUCAGGAGCCACUUUGUGAGUCAUACUUGGGAAGCCCCAGUGCUGUCACAAAUCAACAAGAGGACACUAACAGGAGCAAAAGGCCACCUGGGAACGCCAUUGGAAAUGGAGAGCAUCUUUCUUCACCAAGCUGCUUUCCAGUCGAGACAGUAAGGAGGAAAGUCAGAGUUUAUAAGCGGCAAAAAUGGAAAUUCGACACUACACAUGAAGAGCGUGUAAAGCAGAAUGACACUUGUGACAACUCUCCCGAACGCUCUGGCAACUUUUUCUCUCCAGCGAUAAAAGGAGAUGUGGAAUUAGCGCAGAUCUGAGGACCAGAAGAGAAUGAACAAAGCACUGGAGAAUGCAGAAGGAUGGAUAGUGCUCAUAAUUUAAUAGUGCUCUUUUUUUCUGUAUCUCCUACAACCUGUGGCCAGUGCCAUUGUAAAAACAAAUACAACCCCAGAGGGACAGUUAUUGAAAAAAAAUCCAAAGCAUAGCUUUAUCACGAAUGUAGCAUUCCCCUUGGAGCAGUGGCAUGGCUUCUAAUUAGAAAAAAUAUAUAUAAUUUAAAUUGUUACUGUUACAAUUACCAUAAUAUUGUUUUUCCUUGAGGAAAAAAAAAUCAAAAUAUGUGGAGAAAGAAGCUACACACGUGAUGCUUAAUAAAAGUCCACGUGGAAAAA
This is a messenger RNA of Syngnathus typhle (broad-nosed pipefish), 2270 nucleotides long. RefSeq names its product DBF4-CDC7 kinase regulatory subunit (gene dbf4). Gene Ontology annotation, cellular component: Dbf4-dependent protein kinase complex; nucleus. The transcript is spliced from 13 exons. Gene Ontology annotation, biological process: positive regulation of nuclear cell cycle DNA replication; regulation of cell cycle phase transition. NCBI's taxonomy places the organism in Eukaryota, Metazoa, Chordata, Actinopteri, Syngnathiformes, Syngnathidae. The record is from RefSeq and is a predicted model, not a curated record. Gene Ontology annotation, molecular function: protein serine/threonine kinase activator activity; nucleic acid binding; zinc ion binding. Bases 228 to 1916 code for a protein of 562 amino acids.